GCACUUUCCUCUCCCCCGGCCCCUCGCCAAGUGACCCGUGACACCCCCGCGCCGCCGCCAUGUCCCGCCGCAGCCAGCGCCUCCUCACCACACGCUAUUACCCCGGGGACGACGAUGCCACGACCAGCAGCAGCGGCAGCUCCCUGCUGGAGGGCCAGCAGCUCCCCUUCAAGGAGAGCACGGGCAGCAGGAUGAUCAGGAGGAAAUCGAGUAGCAUGAAGCGCCUCUCCCCUGCCCCUAGCACCCAAACCUCUUACUACAGCGAGUCCCUGAUGAGUGAGUCUUACCUGGGAGGCAGCCGGGGCCUUGCCGCCCUGGGCAGCUCUAUGCUGGAUGAUGCCCUGGACAGCAGCACAUACUGGGAUGGGGAGCUCUCCACCAGGAGGAGAAGAGGCACAGGGGACACUGAGUCCAGUAAGAUCAAUGGGCUGAUGGAGAGCAAGACAUACGACACCUACGCCUCUUCGUCUGGGUACUCCUCAGAAGAUGACUAUGCCGGUCACUUCUACUCAGGCCAGAGUAGCUCCGGGUCAGGGCUGAGGAACGUGGCCUCCCGGGUGGGCUCCUUUCUCUGGCAGGUGCUCACCUCCCCGGUUCGUUUCAUGGGGUGGCUGUUCUCCAAGCUAGCGGCUGCCUGGCACCACCUCACCAGCGCAGCUCCCCGCCUGGGCAGUGUCCCUUUCUCCAGGCGCUACCCAUGGCUGAAGAGGUCCCUGCUUCUGAUGCUGCUCCUCCUGCUCCUCGCUGCUGCUGCCUACGGAGCUUGGUACUUCUACCCGUAUGGGCUGGCAACACUUAGCCUCCCCGCCUUCCCGUGGUGGGGAGCUGGAAAGCUUUCCUCCUCCGAUGUGUCUGGGGCAGGGGACCUGACCGCACUGGACCAGGGGUUGUGGGGGGAGCACCGGCUCCUGGCUCACCUCCAGGCCCUGGAGAAGCGCUUUGAGGUGCUGGAGGCCAAGAUGUCACAGUGGGAGCUGCAGCGGGGAGCAGCAGCAAUGGCGUCAGGGGGAGAGCCGCCCCCAGGGGACAUCCUCACACUGCUGGAGGGGCUGGUGAGCCACCGGGAAGAGGGGCUGAAGGAGCGUCUCCGCACUGAUGUGACCAGCCAUCUCCAGGGUGAACUGGAUGCCCUCCGAGCCCAUGUGCAGAGGGAUUUAGACGGACGCCUGGGGAAGAUGGCACAAGCCUCUCAGGAGAUGGAGGCACACUUGCUGGAGCUGAACUCGGAGUGGCAGAGCUCGGUGCAGGGGAGCUUCCAGCAGGAGGUGGGCAAGCUGGAGCAGGAGGUGGCAGCAUUGAGAAGAGAGCUGGUUGGCCUCAAGUCGGACCAGGAGGUGAUGGGGAAGCACAUGGAGGGGUUGCUGGAGCAGCUGAAGGCAGUGCGGGCUGAUGUGGAAGCACAGUUUCCGGCAUGGGUCAGUCGGUUCCUGUCGGGGUCCCAGCAGGAUGGUGCCUCUGGCCUCGUCCUGCAACGGGAAGACUUGCAAGUGGAGCUUCAAGCCCUGGAGCGCAAGAUCCUGGCCAAAGUCUUGGAGGACCGAAGGCUAUCGGCACGGGAUGCUCAGGCCAGUAUUGGAGUGGCCCUGCAGCAAGGGGGUACCGCAGGGAUGACAGAGGAGCAAGUACACCUCAUUGUGGACCAGGCCCUGAAGCGCUACAGUGAGGACCGUGUGGGGAUGGUUGACUAUGCCCUGGAGUCAGCAGGAGCCAGUGUCAUCAACACCCGCUGCUCAGAGACCUAUGAGACACGGACGGCACUGCUGAGCUUGUUUGGCAUCCCCCUGUGGUACCACUCGCAGUCCCCCCGUGUCAUCCUGCAGCCAGACGUCAACCCUGGGAACUGCUGGGCAUUUCGUGGGUCCCAGGGCUUUGCCAUCAUCCGCCUCUCCAGCACCAUCCGCCCUACAGCUGUGACACUGGAGCACAUCCCAAAAGCCCUCUCACCCCGGGGCACCAUCCCCAGUGCCCCCAAGGACUUCACUGUUUAUGGCUUGAAGGAAGAGGGAGAGGAGGAGGGCCACCUUCUUGGGCAGUUCACUUACAACCACGAUGGUGACCCCAUCCAAACGUUUUACUUGGAGGGUGAUGCUGUGGGCACAUAUCAGCUAGUGGAGCUCCGGGUGCUGAGCAAUUGGGGGCACCCUGAAUACACCUGCAUCUACCGCUUCCGUGUGCACGGGGAGCCGGCGCACUGACCCCCGGAUGCUGCGCGGGAUGAGUAUGCUGCCAGGCUGAGAGCAGACAGGGGGAUUCGUCUGGUUCGCCGCUUUGCACGUAGAAAUCCUGGGAUGUGCCAGCAGCCACCCCAGAGACCUGCUCCCCUUGGGGGAGGAGAAAAGCUGGUGUUUAAGGGGUGAGGCUUUCACUCUUCCAUGGACUGGGGAGGCAAGGCAAGAGCAUCCCACGUGGGUCCUAGCGCAGGCUGGCUUGUCAGUGCAUAUAGGACACUUUAACUUUUUAAGCUAACUUUUUUUUUUAAUCAGGUCUGCGCAGCCCCUCAUUCCUGUUGCCCUGCUCCUUUCUGAUGGUGUGCCUAAUGUUGCUGGGGCUUGGGAAAGGGAUAUGUAAUUUUGCGAUGUGCUUCAUGGAGGCUUGGGCAUUACACGGUGUAUGGGACCGUGGUGACUGGCUGGGUGCUGCUGUGGUAGGUAGGAGCCACUGGUCACAGCCACCAAGUCUCUACUGUCCACGUGGGGUCACUUUUCCUGCCUUGGCGUUGGCUUAGGUAAAGAUCUCCAGACCUCUGAUGCUAGGCUGGCAGAGAGGAAAUAGGACAGUAUUAAGAAAGUAUUAACAUAAAACUAACAGUCUGGGACAGCAGGAGAGAAGAAAUUUGGCAUGUGUUGGUGACAGAAUCCACCCCAGUGCUGUUGUCAGUCUGCUCAAGCCCUACUGCUGCUGUCGGCUGUGUUGGGCCUUGGCGGUGCUGUCAGCCCUCUUGGCUGGCUGGCUCCCUGGGGUUAAGCUUGAUGCUAUUGAAAACACCUGUUGCCUGCUUCCCUUUUUGGGUUUGUUGUGGUUUGGGGGUUUUGGUUGUUUAGUAGUUGUGUGGUGGUUUUUUUUUUUUUUUAAAGGGUGGGGAGGGGGGUGGUUUUCCAUUUGGGGUGUUGCAGAUUCUUUUUUUUGUAGUAACAAAGGAAAAAAAUUACUUUUUCCACACAAUUUCUACUUAACUUGAGAAUAUUACAUGGCACUGCUUGGGCAGAGAGGGCUAGAACUUAGUUUAGUAGGAGAACAGUGCACAUAGUAGGAUAGGCUAGAAUAAGAUGGGCAGAGCUGUUUAAAAUACGGGCUUUGAGUUGUCAGUGGUUUGAUAGCUGGACCUGGGAGACAAGGUACUCUGUGGACUGCUGCCUGGCAGGGUGCUGGAGGCAUACCUGCCCUCUUUGCUCCAGAGAUGUCCUCUGAGACUGCAAUGUGCAGCCAGGGCCCCUCACCCAUGGCUAUGUAUAGGUGACUGUUCACAGCGAAUGGGAGCUGCUGCCCUGGUGCUAUGCAACACUCUGUCCCUCAGUGGGCUGCUGAGUGGGAGAUAGGGCAGAGGGGAGACCUCCUUCCCCAGGGGUGGCAGGUGCCAGCAUGCUGCUUCACCUCAUGGGGGCAGCAGGGCCUCCCCCUACCUGCAGCGUUCAGGGCUGUCUCGGUCACCUCUUGGUCCCCAGUGGCAGAUGGCUGGCGUGGGCUGACCUCCUUUCUCUUGGAAAGACUCCCUUUUCCUCUCCCUCCUGCCUUCUCACUGGCAUUGCUCAGCUCCCCCAGCCCUGGCUGCAGAGGACUGGGCCAGAGCAGGAUGGGGAGUCCUGCCUGCAUUGGGCACAUAAAUCCCAUGAGUGGUGGCAGGGGACUGCAGGAAGGAUGCAUAGGGACCUUCCCCAGGCUGAGUGCCAGGGCCAUCUGGCCACUCCACCUUCUGGCUGCCUGCAAGCACACUUAGUUUGGCUUAUGAUUUUGGCAUUUACAAACCUCCGUAUUGUGUUUUGUUGGGGGGAGCUAAAGGGCUCAUAUUUAGUGUUUCAGCCCUGUCUGAUGCUGGCAUCAUCUUCCCCUGGCACCGUGAGCUGGGGGAGAGCACUGUGAAUUGAGUCUUGCUCUGGUGUUCUCUGCUUGAAGUGCUGUAAGGUGAGGGGUGUAGAGGAGGGGAAGGGGCUGAAGAGGUUUCUCCCUUCAGCAUGCUCUGAUGUACAUCAGGCAGAGGUGCCGAGCCCUGCACCCCUCCCUGCCAGCCCAAUGGGUUGCGAGUAAUGGUGGCACAUCCCUUCUGGAGGGGUGUUCUUGCUCCAGGCACAGGAAGUAAGCCUGAAGGGUGCAACCCCCUUGCUAACAGGUUAAAAUUAUCCCCUGGAGCGCCCUGCAAUGAUGGGAGGCUGCUGCAGGGAGAAAGUAGAGCUGCCACCAGAUCCAGUGACAAUAAAUUCUCUCCUAUAUUGAGCAUAGUCUUAAUUCUUGGCAUCCACUGCUGAAGUUAUUUUAAACUUGUCUACAACUGCCUGCUUGCCUUGGAGUCAUGUCCAUGAGUGACCUGCAUGCACAGAAUUGUGCUUUUAUGAAUGCCUAGACCUGUCCUGGGCUCAAUAGAGCAGCUCCUGUAUUUAACUGAAGAGAGAGCAGAGAUGAAGCUCUCCUCCUUCCCCAGGUGUUCUCUGGCUGCUGUAGCAAAUGCCAUAACCAAUGAGGCUUGAAAACCCCUUUUUUUUAUGUCCCUUCUUGACUCCCUAUCCUCUGGGUGGUUGGGCUGUCAGGACAGACAGGGUCUUUUUACCACAAAAUCACUUUUUCUUGGGCAAUCAGGCAUGCUGGUGAGAGUUGGGAAAGGGGGACCCAAAAGGGGAGUUGGAGCAGGGUCUCUGCUCCUUCCCAAGCGAGUGUUAAGGGCUGGCUGUGGGGUAGGGAGCACUUGGCUUUACAGGGCAAGCUUGCCUUGUCCUUUUGGAAAAUCUCUGCUGCUGUGAGGUAAAACCGCCUGGAGCCACCACUCAGAGGUCACCCCUGGGGGUUUAUGGGGGUAUUGCUGGCUUUAAAGGCCUCACCAUGCCAACUCUGUGAGGAGCCCCAGGAAGGCAGGCUGAGGCUAGGUGCAGUUUUUCAUCCUCCAAAUUCUUCAUCUGUGCUGUGCUGCAGCCUGAGCACCUGUACCGAGUGCCUGGCCAACUGGGUCUUGCAGGGGUUUACAGGAUUUCUGCAAUGCUUUCCUGAGCUGCAGAGGAAAAGGGGGCACAUAAAACUGCUAGUUCAGCAUGUGCAUCUCUGCCCAGGGGUAUUUAAUCCUAGUGCUGAUGCAGAAGAUAAGCUGGGUGAGGCAGGAGAAAUGUGAAACAGCUGUCAGAGCAGAUUUCCCUUAUUUACUCCAUUUCCCUCCUCUCUUCUCCCUCCUUCUCCAUUUGCCCUGCAUGUGUUACAAAUUAGCCCUGCAGAAACAGAUGGUUACAGGCAGGAGACAAGUUUGUAUUUGCUGUAGCCUGCUGCAAAUGCUGCACUGUUUUGUUCAUUUUAUUUUCUAAUCAACAGAUUGUAACUUAUGCCUAUGCAAGAAAAAAGACCAAGACAAAUAAAUUAUAUCAAAACUG
Molecule: messenger RNA, 5564 nt
Organism: Athene cunicularia (burrowing owl)
Lineage: Eukaryota; Metazoa; Chordata; Aves; Strigiformes; Strigidae
Gene: SUN2
Product: Sad1 and UNC84 domain containing 2
Exons: 17
Coding region: 60-2195 (711 amino acids)
Biological process (GO): nuclear envelope organization
Cellular component (GO): meiotic nuclear membrane microtubule tethering complex; nuclear envelope
Molecular function (GO): protein-membrane adaptor activity
Source: RefSeq, a predicted model, not a curated record